UCCAUUUCAUUUCCCCCCUUCCUCUCUCCCUAUUAUUUAACACACACAACACACACAUUCUUGAUGAAUGCCUCUUUUCCCAAAGGCUAAAACAGAAUGGACUCUGUUCCAACAUCCCCAACACACCCCAACACACCACCCUCAGUCAAGCAAUCCAAGCUCUCCCCCAUCUACCAAAUUGUCCUCCCGAAGCUCGCCACGCCCGACACGCUCCUACACAGCAGCAAGGCGCGAGCGAGAGAGCGAGCCAUCCUGAGAAAGCCGCGCGCGACCACCCCCACAAUAUGGUGCGCCGCGAUCCUCUGCGUCAUAUUCAGCCUCCUCAUCAUCUUCCUCUGCAUCGCCAUCCUAGUCAUCUUCGUCGCUGUCCAGCCGAGAAUCCCUUCGUUCGACACCCCCGGAGCGACCCUCAACGCGGUUUUCCUCAACUUCCCGGAGUACAUCAAUGCAGACAUCACCAUCCUAGCUAACUUCUCCAACCAGAACAGGAAGCUGAGCGUUCGGUUCGAGCACAUCAAGGUGGAGGUCCACUUGAUGGAGGUGGUAGUAGCAACGCAUGAUGUCCCGGGAUUCGACUUGAGGCCUAGAGAGGCGCGGUUGAUGCCGGUCCAUAUGGUGUCCGGGUUGGUCCAUCUGCCACCAAAUGUAGCUGUGGAGUUUCAGAAAGAGGUGAUAAGGAACAGAGUGGUUUACAACAUUAAAGCAAGUUUUAAAGUGACACUCAAUUUGGGAUUGAUUCAUUAUUCUUAUUGGCUACAUGGAGAUUGCCAAAUGGAUAUGAGUAGCCCUCCCACCAGCCUACACAUAAGCCACACUUGCAAAACCAAGAGAUAGGUUGUUUUAGUCCAUUUUUAGCAUAUAGCAACUAUAUUAAGAAGCCACAAUUUAUUCUUAUGAGUAUAUACUUGUCUGAAAUUAUGUAUAGCUCUUUGUAUUCUAAAGUUUUGGAACAAUGAAAGGAAUACUUCAUUGUGAGGAGAGAAGAGAAAUAAUUAUCCAUAGUGGGAUAUUCA
Salvia hispanica is the source of this 1013-nucleotide messenger RNA. RefSeq lists its product as uncharacterized. The record is from RefSeq and is a predicted model, not a curated record. Lineage: Eukaryota; Viridiplantae; Streptophyta; Magnoliopsida; Lamiales; Lamiaceae. Gene Ontology annotation, biological process: defense response to other organism. Gene Ontology annotation, cellular component: plasma membrane.